AUGAGGCUUUUCUUGCCCACUCAGUCAAAGGUUCCGGAAAACAGCUGCAAAUUUGGACAGCGAAAUCAUACAUCUGGUGUUUUAUUUAUUGGAUUUUUAGUAUGCUGCUCUGCCUCUGAACCAGUACAUGCUGAAGCAUCAGGAGAAAGUAGGGGAGAUAGCUGUGAUUCCUCAACCACUGGCUAUUCACGUGUAAAGAAGGUCUAUACUGACUAUUCUGUAAUUGGUAUACCUGGAGAGGGAAGAUGUUUAUUUCGUUCUGUUGCUCAUGGUGCUUGUGUAAGGUCAGGGAACCGCGCUCCUGAUGAGAACCUACAGAGGCAAUUAGCAGAUGAAUUGUGGGCCAGAAUGCCAAUUAGUGUAUACAUGUAUGACCAGGACGCAAGCGGCCUGAUUUCUAUUGCUGAAUACGGGCAAGAAUAUGGCAAGGACAAUCCUAUUAAGGUUCUGUAUCACGGAUUUGGUCAUUAUGAUGCAUUGCACAUUCCCGGGAAGAAAGGACCAAGAUCAAAACUUUAA
Molecule: messenger RNA, 519 nt
Organism: Solanum dulcamara
Lineage: Eukaryota; Viridiplantae; Streptophyta; Magnoliopsida; Solanales; Solanaceae
Product: OVARIAN TUMOR DOMAIN-containing deubiquitinating enzyme 4-like
Exons: 2
Coding region: 1-519 (172 amino acids)
Source: RefSeq, a predicted model, not a curated record